CUGCGGGAGUUCAUUUGCAAGGCUUGGAAUGAGGUUGGAUACGGAGGUGGUGUCAUGUUCUGGAAGCCGCAUCUCGGCGAAGAUAACAGCGACCUCGGCGUGAUGAUUGCCCCUUGCGAUGGGUCUUCUGCUGACAUCCCGGACCCCUGUCCUGUGACUACCCCCAGUCCCGUGACCACUCCUGGUCCUGUGACCGCCCCUGUCACCACUCCCGACCCUGUAGUGCUUAGCAGACAACUUUCCAUUCUCGGCGGCAUCUCCUAA
Gregarina niphandrodes is the source of this 264-nucleotide messenger RNA. RefSeq lists its product as hypothetical. Lineage: Eukaryota; Apicomplexa; Conoidasida; Eugregarinorida; Gregarinidae. The annotation marks the transcript as partial. The record is from RefSeq and is a predicted model, not a curated record. The transcript has a single exon.